Molecule: messenger RNA, 2228 nt
Organism: Diospyros lotus (date-plum)
Lineage: Eukaryota; Viridiplantae; Streptophyta; Magnoliopsida; Ericales; Ebenaceae
Product: rop guanine nucleotide exchange factor 12-like
Molecular function (GO): guanyl-nucleotide exchange factor activity
Source: RefSeq, a predicted model, not a curated record
CUUCCUCUUCCUCUUCCUCCUCGUCGUCAUCAUCAUCUACAGACAUGCCAUUUCUCUCUCUCAUCAUUCCAUAGUUCUCUCUCUCUCUCUCUCUUGGGAAUGGUUCGAGCACUUGCAGAAGAACAACAAGCGUAUUACAUGUCCAGGCUCUUCAAUUUCAGAGGAACGCUGCAUCACGAGAAUGCUGCCGGCCGCCCACCCAACGCCACUGCCGAAUGCCAGCCGUCGAAGACCCCCGCCGACGAGCCUGUGCCGCCGGAGAAGCCCCCCCGGAUUGCCAACGACAAGCCUCCCAAGUCGCCUUUGCCCAAUGAAGGCGGCGGCGGCGGAGACAGCCCUCGAGCUAAAGAUACUAAUAAACCACAAAUGCCUUCAGGCAGGCCUCAAUUCUUAUGCAUCUAUGCAAUUGAUGACAUUGUUGUUGAUCUUCUCUUUAUUUCUGAAGCUUUGGAGGAUUUGUGUUCAGAUAUGGAACUGAUGAAGGACAGGUUUUCAAAAUUGCUGCUGGGGGAGGAUAUGUCUGGUGGAGGGAAGGGGGUUUCAUCUGCCUUGGCAUUGUCCAAUGCCUUUACAAACCUUGCAGCCUCCAUCUUUGGGGAACAAAGGAGGCUAGAGCCUAUGGCGCCAGAGAGGAAGGCGAGGUGGAGAAAGGAAAUCGACUGGCUCCUAUCUGUGACGGAUCACAUAGUUGAAUUAGUUCCUUCUAAUCAAAAAUCCAAAGAUGGAGUAAACAUGGAGGUAAUGACAACAAGGCAGAGGAAUGAUCUCCAUAUGAACAUCCCUGCACUAAGAAAGCUUGAUGCUAUGCUUAUUGAUUGCCUGGACAACUUUAAAGACCAGAAUGAAUUCACUUAUGCGACUAAGGAGGAAGAGUCUGAGAAGGGUAAAAUCGCAAGGAAAGAUGACAAAUGGUGGAUACCUCUACCUAAGGUUCCCCCAAAUGGGUUCUCUGAAGCCACAAGGAAAUGGCUGCAGUUCCAGAAGGAUUCCGUGAACCAAGUGCAAAAAGCAGCCAUGGCUAUCAAUGCCCUGGUUUUGUCAGAAAUGGAUAUCCCUGAAAAUUACAUAGAUUCUCUCCCUAAGAAUGGUCGCGCUAGUCUUGGAGACUUGAUCUAUAGGAGUAUCACAGUUGGUGACUUCUUUGAUCCAGACCAGUUUCUUUCAACGAUGGACUUGUCAUCAGAGCUUAAAAUCCUUGACCUCAAGAAUAGGAUUGAGGCAUCCAUAGUGAUUUGGAAGAGGAAGAUGAUCGCCAAAGAUGGAAAGUCUGCUUGGGGUUCAGCUGUGAGCAUGGAGAAGAGAGAACUAUUUGAGGAAAGGGCAGAGACCAUCCUACUCAUUCUUAAGCAUCGAUUCCCUGGAAUCCCCCAAUCCGCACUGGAGAUCAGCAAAAUCCAAUACAACCGGGAUGUUGGACAGGCAAUUCUGGAGAGCUACUCAAGAAUAUUAGAGAGUUUGGCCUUCACAGUCAUAUCGAGAAUUGAUGAUGUUCUCCAUGCUGAUUCUCUUGCAAGAAAUCCAACACCAGCAGAAGAAACAAAUUGUCCCCUAAGGGAUUCCUCACUAGUCAAAAGAGAAGACAAGGUUCCAAAUGCAAACGAAGAGCUUGAGACGCCGGACUCAGCAGAUGCACAUAAUUCAAUGACGCUUUCGGAUUUCAUGGGUUGGAAUAUGGAAGCAGAGGGUGAAAUGAAGAAGGAUUCGUCGGCAGAUGAAUUGCUCAAAGAAAAUGACGCAAAGUCCCUAAACAAACCGGCUAAUAUUUUGACCAGCAAGAAAUUUUCCUAUUUAGAGAAGCUUGAGAACUUGGGCGGUUUAAGAAGUCCAACAGCACGCCAUUGACCAGAGUUAGUGCAAACCACAAAUCAAUCAAAAGAAGAAAUGGAAAACGAAGAGACAUCAACAUUGCGACACCUACAAAAGAACAUCCUAUGUAGUGAAGCUUAAGAAUUUGGGGGCUCCAAGACGUCUGACAUAGAGCCACUGACCAGGGCCAGUGCAGACAGCAAAUCAAUGGAAGAUAAACAGAGAGAAGCACCAAUAGUGAGAAAGCUUAGAGAUUGAUGUAAAACACCCAGACCCAUUCUGUUUCUAGUUUGAUUGCAUUUGUUGUUUCAUUUUGUAAAUACACCCAAACCUAGUGCCCGUAUUGGGUUUCAAAUUUGAUGUUUUGGAUGUGUUUUUCCCCUGUGCAAGAAGAGAUAACUUUGUUGAUUUGCAGCCAAGGA